Molecule: messenger RNA, 1185 nt
Organism: Vigna unguiculata (cowpea)
Lineage: Eukaryota; Viridiplantae; Streptophyta; Magnoliopsida; Fabales; Fabaceae
Product: Serine/Threonine-kinase, putative (DUF1639)
Source: RefSeq, a predicted model, not a curated record
AAGACCAAGAAUAAUAAUACUCCUACUAAUAAUACAAAUCCAAAGUUGAGAUAACAAUAGCAAUAGCAUCUUCUUGGUUUUGAAAGCAAAGGUUUCAGAUUCAUUUCAUCAUCUCAAGAACAAUAUAUAUAACAGAAGAAGAACCCCAACAUGUCUCCUUUUGAUUGUGUUCAGACAACAACAGAGAGCAGUCACAGCAUGAGCACCAGCACUAGUCCAAGUGCUGGUGAUGUGCUUCUCAAAUGGGGUCACAGAAAGAGAUCAAGACUCUCUAGGGCUGCCAUUGAAGACUCUUCAUCUUCUGUUCACACCAACAACAGAAGAAUCUCUCACUCUCUUCCUCCCAACUUCUCCAUGCCGCCGCCACCGCCGCCGCCGCCACUUUUUUCUUCUACUGCCUCCAGCGGCAGAGGUAGAAAGCACAGCCCUAGGAAUUUGGAAGAUCCCUCUUUGGGUGGAAGUGAAUCACCUUCAAGAAACAGUCAGGGGAGUAACCCAGUUGUGUCUAGAUCUGCAGCACCAAAAGUUUCUUCUUCUGGCAUGGAAAGAAGUAGCAGAAGGGUAGCUUCUUCUGGAUCAGCAAAAUUUCCAAAACCAAGUGCAUUUUCAACAACACAACAAGCCUCUGAGAGAAUGAACAAUAGCCAAGGAGAUUCAGCCUCAGUGCAAUCUGAACAAGAAGGUUGUGUUGCCACUGCUCCUGCUUCCUCAUCCCUUGCUGCCAUUGGAAACAAGGUCACUGUUGAGGUGAUUCAGUGGCCAAGGAUAUACAUAGCUCUCUCAAGAAAGGAGAAAGAAGAUGAUUUUCUUGCUAUGAAGGGCACCAAAAUCCCUCAAAGACCAAAGAAGAGAGCAAAGAAUGUUGACAGGAUUCUGCAGUGUUGUUUUCCUGGGAUGUGGCUAUCAGAACUGACAAAGAGCAGAUAUGAGGUUAGGGAGAAGAAAUCCAUAAAGAAGCAAAAACGCAGAGGCUUGAAAGGAAUGGAAAUCUUGGACAGUGACUCGGAUUAGCAGAUAGUGGAGGAUGAGAUUGCAGAGUGAAAGCUCAUGAUUUUUUUUUUUUUUUAAUUUUUUGGAAUGACCAUUUUUGUUUUUGAAUAUGUAAAUUAGUGACAAUUAAGGUAAAUUUUGAUUUAGUUUAUGUGAUAAAUGCGACAAUUACGAUAUAUUCUUAAAUUUUGAGAC